This is a messenger RNA of Stomoxys calcitrans (stable fly), 411 nucleotides long. Its product is annotated as general odorant-binding protein 56h-like. Bases 1 to 411 code for a protein of 136 amino acids. Gene Ontology annotation, molecular function: odorant binding. Lineage: Eukaryota; Metazoa; Arthropoda; Insecta; Diptera; Muscidae. The transcript is spliced from 2 exons. The record is from RefSeq and is a predicted model, not a curated record.
AUGAAGUGCGUAUGGGCUUUUGUGUACAUUGCUAGUUUCGUCAUGGUUUCUGUGCAGGCUGAUUGGUUGAGUGACAUAAUACACUAUUCUGAAUUAUGUGAAACCCAGUUUCCAACCGCCAAGGAGAAUAUUGAAAAGAUGUUCAAAGGCGAAUUGAAAGCGAUCAAUGCAGACGAUACCUUAACUUGCUUUGUAAAAUGCAUAAUGGAAAAACAGGGAACAUUCGUGAGAGGAACUCUUAGCAUGCCAGGUCUAAUGAAGAUAACCGAACUUGAUAAGUCGCUGAAGGAAAUCCAAGCUCCAAUUCUCCAAAAGGGUGAAGCUUGCAGGUAUGAGAAAGGAGAAAACGAUUGUGAGACGGCAUUCAAAAUAGCUCUUUGCAUGAGCGAAAAAAUAGCUGAUAUUGCCUAA